Molecule: messenger RNA, 2582 nt
Organism: Contarinia nasturtii (swede midge)
Lineage: Eukaryota; Metazoa; Arthropoda; Insecta; Diptera; Cecidomyiidae
Gene: Git
Product: ARF GTPase-activating protein GIT2
Exons: 9
Coding region: 304-2394 (696 amino acids)
Biological process (GO): regulation of ARF protein signal transduction; brain development
Molecular function (GO): protein binding; GTPase activator activity
Source: RefSeq, a predicted model, not a curated record
CAAUCUGAUAAUUUUUUUGAAAAUUUAUCAUAAAACACUUCACCAUUGCUGCAAUUGAAUGUGAACAGUGAAUAGUGAUCACAUUAAAUAUUUGACCAUUGUACAUUUUUUGGUUGUAAAAUUUGUCAGCAAAAUGAUAAUUGUUGUGAAUAAGAGGAUUCGAUAAAGUUUUCUUUUUUUUCGUUCAUCUCGUGUGUUUCGUUUGUAAAGUGAACGAAGGCAUUUGUUUUUGGAUAUUGUGCGUUCUUUUUCUAGUCGUCUUUUUGUUUUUGUGUGAUCUAAAAUUGAAAGAAGCGAAAGAGAAUGUCGCGUAUAAAAUCGCGUGCACAGCUUGAAAUUUGUGGUGAUUGUGGUGCAUCAGAUCCAUCAUGGGCAUCGAUAAAUCGUGGAAUUUUAUUGUGUGCUGAAUGUUGUUCGAUUCAUCGUAGUCUGGGCAGACAUAUAUCACAAGUGAAAUCGUUGCGACAAGGAAGCUGGUCACCGGCUGUACUCAAUUAUGUCAAUGCAAUCAAUGCUCAUGGUGCAAAUAGCGUGUGGGAACAUUGCUUAAUGGAUGCCGUUGCACCGAAAAAUCUUAAACGAAAACCAUCGCCAAAAGAUCCAUUGCAUCCGACAAAAGCCGAAUUUAUUCGUGCCAAACAUGUGAAUUUAUCGUUUAUAUUGAAACCAAAUCCACAGCAAGUUGACGGUGACGGCGGACCAGGCAAUUUGGAACAUGAACUAAGCAAACAAUUACAUGCCAGCGUACGAUCACCAAAUUUGGAAACAUCAUUACGGCUACUUGUACAAGGAGCCGAUCCAUGUUAUUUUCAUGAGGAAAAAGGUUCAACGGCAUUACACAUGGCGGCCAAAGCAGGCCAAGCGUCGCAGGUGGAGUUGUUAAUUGUGUACGGUGCUGAUUUGACAGCAAAAGAUUCAAAAGGGAAUACAGCACAUGAAAUUGCAAAACAAAAUAAACACACAGUCAUUGCUGAUCGGCUCAUUGAAGCCACAUACGAAGUAACAGAUCGUUUGACGCAUUUUUUGAUUGGUAAAAAACCCGAUCAUUCAACAUCAAAUCAUCUUCUGAUACCCGAUCAAGGUGGCACAGAAAUUAGUGAACAACUGAAAAUUGCACGCGGAAAACUACAACUCGUACCAAAUAAAAUGUUUGAAGAAUUGGUCAUGGAUCUAUACGAUGAAGUUGAUCGACGUGAAACCGAAGCCAUUUGGGCGACGAGUGCAUUAAAUCCGGAAAUUGGUGCGGUCCCAUUUUUGCCAACGAAUCCACAUUUGAGCGCAACACGAAAUCAAGGCCGUCAAAAAUUGGCACGUUUCAGUCCGAACGAGUUUAUGGGAUUAAUAACAGAUGUGCUCAUCGAUGCCAAGCGACGUCAAAAUAUGGCCGCAUUACGACCAUUAGAUGCUCCAAUGAUUGAUAUGUCAAGUAUAUCAAAUACCAAAAUACAACACCAUCAUUUAGAACGUCUAUCGAAUUUAUCGGAUGACGAACCAUUAUACGAUGCGGUCGCGUCCGAUGAUGACUAUGCUGCGCUUACGCCAUUGAAUCAAAGUGUUUCGCCAAUUGUCGGCCAACAACAGGUGGGCACCAAUCAAGAGCCGGGAAAACAGGAGGUUGAAACAUUACGACGAAAAUUACAAGAUUCAUUCUAUGAAAUUGACGAAUUGAAAAUGCUGGUGAAAAAGCUGCUAACCGAAAAUUGUCAAUUGAAAUCACGAAUCGACUCGUCUUCGAUAAGUGCAUUCGAUGUGCCAUUACGAAUUGAUGAUGUGCAUAUAAAUGGAAAUGGAAAGUCGGUUGAAUGUGUCGGUGCUGAUGAAACACCGAAUAAUGACUUACUUUCGGCUACAGGAUAUAAUAAACGACCAGUCAGUAUGUAUGAGACACGUGAAGGGCCAAAUGCAACAAAAUCACAACAAAAUCAUGAUAAUCGCACCGCAAACAGUAUGUAUCAAAUGAUCGAUGGUCAGCCACAGCCGCAAACAUCGGAUACAACUGUGCCCGCCAUGACCAAUGGGCAAAGUACAUUGCCGAACUCUGACGACGUAAAGUAUCGAACCGAAGUAGUCACGCGUCGCAUUCAAGAGCUUUGGUCAGUUAUGCAAGAAGUGACAGCGAAGGAUGUAUUUGUGCCUGGUUGUGCCGAACGAAUUCGAGUCGCUGUAUCUGAGCUAACGGCCAUUUUUCCAGGGACGAUCACCAAUGAAACAAUACAUAAUGCAAUACGACAGUUGAAUCAAAAUACAGCUCACUUACAAAAGGAUUGCAAUGGUCUGCAACAAUCAAUAACUCAUCAUGAUAGCGCAUCAAUUGAUUUGUACAUGCAAGAAGUACGAAAUGUUGCUUAUAAUCUGGCGAUGGCAACAAAAAUGCUUGUCACUCAAUUUCAAUGAUUCGAUUCAUAUUCAAUAUCGAUUGCUGUUGAUUUCAUAUGCCAUAAUGAAACAUUUUUUUGAUCUAAUCCAAAAUUGGCCAUUCGAAAUUUUCGAAAUUCGAAAAAAAUGCUAACGAAAAUCAAUGAGCUCUGUUUUUCACUCUUUCAGUCAUUUUUUGUAGGAUUUUACUUUUCCUCUCCCUUUUU